Lontra canadensis (Northern American river otter) is the source of this 1629-nucleotide messenger RNA. RefSeq names its product vanin 1 (gene VNN1). NCBI's taxonomy places the organism in Eukaryota, Metazoa, Chordata, Mammalia, Carnivora, Mustelidae. The transcript is spliced from 8 exons. Bases 86 to 1624 code for a protein of 512 amino acids. The record is from RefSeq and is a predicted model, not a curated record. Gene Ontology annotation, molecular function: hydrolase activity, acting on carbon-nitrogen (but not peptide) bonds, in linear amides.
UUCCACAGCUUCAAGAUCUUGGGAGAACUGACAUACGGCCGGCAGAAGGACUUGCUCUGCUUAUCAGCGGUCAUCAGACUUCAGCAUGAUCACCUCUCAGUUGCUGGCUUAUGUGGCAGUUUCAGUUCUCUGUGUCUUCAGAGUCAGCUCCCGGGAUACGUUUAUUGCAGCUGUUUAUGAACACGCAGUGAUAUUACCUAAUGCCACCCUGAUACCAGUGUCCCAUGAAGUGGCAUUAGCAUUAAUGAACCAAAAUCUGGAUCUUUUGGAGGCAGCAGUCACUUCAGCAGCAAACCAGGGUGCAGAUAUUAUUGUGACUCCAGAAGAUGGUAUAUAUGGCUGGAACUUUAACAGGGAAACUAUCUACCCAUACCUGGAGGAUAUCCCAGACCCUGAAGUCAACUGGAUCCCCUGUAUUAAUCCCAGAAGGUUUGGCUACACCCCAGUGCAAGAAAGACUCAGCUGUCUGGCCAAGGACAACUCUAUCUACCUUGUGGCAAAUAUUGGAGACAAGAAGCCAUGCAAUGCCAGUGACUCUCAGUGUCCCCCCGAUGGUCAUUACCAAUACAAUACUGAUGUGGUCUUUGAUUCCCAAGGAAAACUGGUGGCACGCUACCAUAAGCACAACCUUUUCAUGAAUGAAAAUCAAUUCAAUGUACCCAAGAAGCCUGAGGUUGUGACUUUUGACACUGUCUUUGGAAGAUUUGGCAUUUUCACGUGCUUUGAUAUACUCUUCUAUGAUCCUGCUGUUACUCUGGUGAAAGAUUUCCAUGUGGAUACCAUAGUCUUCCCAACAGCAUGGAUGAAUGUUUUGCCACAUUUGUCGGCUAUUCAGUUCCACUCAGCUUGGGCAAUGGGCAUGAGGGUCAACUUCCUUGCAUCCAAUAUACAUCACCCCUCAAACAGAAUGACAGGAAGUGGCAUCUACGCACCUGAUUCUCCACGAGUAUUUCAUUAUGAUAUGAAGACAAAGAAGGGAAAACUCCUCCUCUCAAAACUGGAUUCUUACCCACACCGCCCUGUAGUGAAUUGGACUUCUUAUGCCAGUAGUAUAAAAGGGUUUUCAACAGGAAAUCAGGAAUUUAAAGGUACUGCCUUUUUUGAUGAAUUCACAUUCUUGGAGCUCACAAGAGUCACAGGAAAUUACACAGUUUGUCAGAAAAAACUCUGCUGUCAUCUAAGCUACAAGAUGUCUGAGAAGAGAACAGAUGAAGUUUAUGCCCUAGGGGCAUUUGAUGGACUACAUAUUGUCGAAGGGUCAUAUUAUUUGCAGAUUUGUACUCUGCUGAAGUGUAAAACAGCAGACUUAAACAGUUGUGGCAGUGCAGUUGAAACUGCUUCUACCUGGUUUGAAAUGUUUUCCCUCAGUGGCACUUUUGGAACCCAGUAUGUCUUCCCUGAGGUGUUGCUAAGUGAAAAUCAGCUUGCUCCUGGAGAAUUUCAGGUGUCAAGUGAUGGACGCUUAUUCAGUGUGAAACCGCCAUCUGGACCUCUCUUGACCGUGACUCUGUUUGGGAGAGUGUACGAGAAGGACCAGAUAUUAAACGCUUCAUCAGACCUCCAGGCACAAACACUAGGAAUAAUGCUCUUAGUCAUAAUACCAAUUGUGUGCUCAUUAAGUUAGUAGAA